CGAAGAAGAAAAAGAAGGCGGCGCUCCGUAGUUUUGAUACCUCCUAGCCAACUUCCGAUUCUGGUACAACACCCAAGGAGAACGAAGCCGGGCGAAACAACGCGAAGGUAGGCUAUGGCUCGCGGGCAACAGAAGAUUCAAUCCCAGCAAAAGAACGCCAAGGCGGCGGCUGCUAAAAAGAAGGGAACGGCAGCAGACCAGAAGACUGCAGCCAAGGCAGCACUUGUCCACACCUGUCCUGUCUGCCGGACGCAGAUGCCGGAUCCGAAGACAUUCAAGCAGCACUUUGAGAGCAAGCAUCCCAAGUCCCCAAUGCCACCAGAGCUGGUUGAUGUUGAGGCUUAAACGAUCACCCACACAAUGGACCUACAGCUGGGAUACACGACUUGAACACUGCGACUGGUAUAAUGGCGUCAAGGGACAUAACACUGAGACCCCUGGACACGGGUGGGGGAAUAUUUGUGUGACGACCUAAAAUGGGGGCAGAAGCUUACCAGCUCCCCAUCUUAUGUCCAACCACUCCUGAACGUCAGACUCUAUUGAAGCACCCAUCUUACUUCUAUGAGCCCACUCUACGUACCUCCCAUAUUCCUAUGCUGCUUCCUUCACUUAAUUCCUGUUUCAAUAACAUCUAGACUAAUUUACAAGUCUGCAAGUUUCAUAACUUUUUUUGCUAUUUUUUCUCAUCUGUGUACUGCUGUCCUACGUUUGCCCCCAACUCUUUUCUAUACCUCCUCCCAUACACUCUUGUUCAGAUGUUCUUGAUCAUUUCUGCCUUCUUUGAGGAUGGUGUCAUGGUGGAAUGGAUUUGAUAUACGGUCAAGACCGAGCGUGGUUCUGCCUAUAUAAAGGCCCUGGUCGAAACAAGGCCAAAUCCUGUAUUAGUUAAAGAUCACUUUUGAUAAUCUAUGUUGUAACAAAGUGUUGCUUUUUACCAUUUCCAAUAAAUUUUGCAUUCCGCUGCUUAUUUGAUCCAUUCUGAA
This is a messenger RNA of Salvelinus fontinalis (brook trout), 983 nucleotides long. RefSeq names its product zinc finger protein 706-like. The transcript is spliced from 4 exons. The coding region runs from base 115 to 345 and encodes 76 amino acids. NCBI's taxonomy places the organism in Eukaryota, Metazoa, Chordata, Actinopteri, Salmoniformes, Salmonidae. The record is from RefSeq and is a predicted model, not a curated record.